Molecule: messenger RNA, 3075 nt
Organism: Malassezia restricta
Lineage: Eukaryota; Fungi; Basidiomycota; Malasseziomycetes; Malasseziales; Malasseziaceae
Product: glycine dehydrogenase
Exons: 1
Coding region: 1-3075 (1024 amino acids)
Biological process (GO): glycine decarboxylation via glycine cleavage system
Cellular component (GO): mitochondrion; glycine cleavage complex
Molecular function (GO): glycine dehydrogenase (decarboxylating) activity; glycine binding; pyridoxal phosphate binding
Source: RefSeq, a predicted model, not a curated record
AUGUUUGCCCUUCGUUCUGUGGCCAAGGGCCGUGGUGUGUGGUCUUUCCCCCUUCGAGCGCAGGCCCUGUCCGCAAGUGCUCGUCGCGCGCUCGCGACGGCAUCAGGUGCGGAUGAUGUAUUUCAUCUGGAGACGCCGCGCGAAAGUGAGAGUGUCUUUACUGCUCAAGACACAUUUCUGCGCCGUCACGUUGGCCCUCGCCCCGAACAAGUUAAGCACAUUCUCAACACGCUAGGAUAUUCGUCCAUGGACGAGUUUGUUCGCAAGACUGUGCCGGAAGAGGUCUACCUUCCUGAGAGCAGUGCCGACGAGCGCUUCCUGCCGGCUCUGUCCGAGUCGGAGCUAGCCAGGCGCGGUAAGGAAUUGGCUAGCCAAAAUAAAGUGUUCCGAUCGUACAUUGGAAUGGGCUACCAUAACACUCAGGUCCCUCCUGUGAUCAUGCGCAAUGUGCUUGAAAACCCUGCAUGGUACACAAGCUACACACCUUAUCAGCCCGAAAUUUCGCAGGGUCGUCUCGAGUCUUUGCUCAACUACCAGACGAUGGUCAAGUCGCUAACUGGCCUUGACAUUUCUAAUGCGUCUUUGCUUGAUGAAAGCACGGCAGCCGCUGAAGCAAUGAUUCUUGCUCUAAACAACACUAAAGACAAAAAGCGCAAGGUGUUCCUUGUUGAUGAGAAGGUGUUGCCCCAAACUUUGUCUGUACUAAAAGGUCGUGCCCUUGGCUUUGGCAUUGAAGUCGUCCAGGCUCCGCUGCAUUCAGACGGUAAGAGUGCCUUACCUGCGGAUCUAAAGGACCGUAUCAUGGGUGUGCUGGUGCAGUACCCAGACAUGGACGGCUCACUCGUAGACUGGGCGCCUCUUGCGAAAGAGGUGAAGCAGGAGGGUGGUCUCGUUGUGGCUGCAACUGACCUGCUUGCUCUCACGAUGAUCAAGCCACCGGCUGAAUGGGGUGCAGAUGUCGCAGUCGGCAACGCCGGUCGUUUUGGUGUCCCGCCCGGCUACGGUGGACCGCAGGCGGGCUUCUUUGCUGCAUCCGAUGCGCUUAAGCGUCGUAUGCCUGGUCGCCUAAUUGGUGUGAGUCGCGAUGUGACGGGUCGUCCAGCUUAUCGCCUAGCGUUGCAAACGCGUGAGCAGCACAUUCGUCGUGAGAAAGCCACUUCGAAUAUUUGCACGGCUCAAGCCCUGCUUGCGAAUAUGUCGGCUAUGUACGCCGUGUACCAUGGCCCUCGUGGUCUUCGCCGUAUUGCUGCCAAAGUGCAUGCUCUUACGCUCGUACUUAAGCAGCAGCUUCAGGCUCUGGGCAUUAAGGUGCUCAAUCAUGAUGCCUUGUUUUUCGACACACUCACGGUCGAGGCACCCGCUACCGAGGUGCACGAGGUUGCAAGGGCCAAAGAGAUCAACUUGCGACGCAUUACUGAAGACCGUGUGGGUAUCACGCUAGACGAGACGGUGCGUCUGGAAGACCUCGCUGAUGUGGUGAAUGUAUUUGCACGUGUUCUCUCCAAGCCGGAGCUGAGUGCCCAGGACUUAAUGACAACGGCUUCGAAGCAGGGCCUUUCGAGCGCAUCGCUGGACCAACUAAACGUGCACCCCAAUUUCGCUCGUACCUCAUCCUAUUUGACCCAACCGGUGUUCAACGCCUACCAUUCAGAGACGUCACUGUUGCGCUAUAUCCACGCGCUCCAAAACAAAGACCUUUCCCUCGUGCACGCCAUGAUCCCACUGGGCUCGUGCACAAUGAAGCUAAACAGCACCUCGAGCAUGAACAUGCUCUCGUUUCCCGAGUAUCAUGCCCUGCACCCUUUCGCCCCAACGGAACAGGCCGAGGGAUACCAAACUCUCAUCAAGGAACUGGAGCAUGACCUGGCCCUACUGACGGGUUUUGCCGCUGUAUCAUUGCAGCCCAACUCUGGUGCUCAGGGCGAGUUUACUGGUCUGUCUGUGAUUCGAGCCUACCUCGCUGCUCACGGCCAGAAUCAUCGCCACAUAUGUCUGAUCCCGACUAGCGCACAUGGUACAAACCCUGCUUCAGCUGUGAUGGCUGGAAUGAAAGUAGUGCCUGUCAAGACGCUUCCAGAUGGAACUAUUGAUCUCGAUGAUUUGCGUGCCAAGGCAGAGGCCAACAAAGAUGUGUUGGCAGCCAGCAUGAUCACGGAGCCCGGAACCACAGGUAUCUUCUUUUCCAAGAUUAAAGAGGCCAUUGACAUUGUACACGAGUUUGGUGGUCAGGUGUACCUUGAUGGUGCAAAUUUGCAGGCUCAGGUCGGCGUGACGAAUCCAUGUAUUAUGGGCGCUGAUGUGACGCAUCUGAACCUGCACAAGACAUUCAGCAUCCCACAUGGCGGUGGUGGCCCUGGUGUCGGUCCGAUUGGUGUCAAGGCACACCUUGCUGCCUACCUACCCGGUCACCCUGUCGUGAAAACAGGCGGUGAGCACGCCAUUGAGCCGGUGUCGGCAGCACCUUGGGGCUCGGCUUCUAUUCUGACCAUUGCUUGGGCCUACAUCCGGAUGCUUGGUUGGCACGGUAUCCGCACAUCAACCAUCAUGUCCUUGCUGAACGCUAACUAUGUCAAGAAUCGUAUUCAACAUAAGUACAAGGUCAAGUACGUCGGCAAGCACGGCAACGUGGCCCAUGAGCUUUUGGUUGAUGUGGCCGAAUUCCAAAAAUGUGGCGUUCAAGUCAUGGAUGUGGCCAAACGUCUCAUUGACUAUGGCUUCCAUCCCCCGACAUGCUCAUGGCCUAUUUCGACUGGUCUUCUAAUCGAGAUUACGGAGAGCGAGCCAUUUGAAGAAAUUGAGCGUCUCGUCGAGGCUCUGCUCUCGAUCGCCGAUGAGGUUCAAGAAAUCAAUGAUGGUAAGCAGCCCAAGGAUGUCAACCUGCUCAAGAUGGCUCCGCACACCAUCGAAACGCUGACGACCGAGAAAUGGGACCGCCCCUACUCCCGUGAGCGUGCCGCAUUCCCGGUGCGAGCACUACGUAACAACAAGUUCUGGCCGCCUGUGUCGCGCGUCGAUGACGCUUACGGCGACCGUAACUUGGUCUGCGAAUGUGGCGACGUAGAGUCGUUCGCCUAG